Messenger RNA from Lolium rigidum, 2757 nucleotides. Its product is annotated as probable serine/threonine-protein kinase DDB_G0281745. The coding region runs from base 1 to 2574 and encodes 857 amino acids. Gene Ontology annotation, cellular component: cytoplasm. Gene Ontology annotation, molecular function: ATP binding; protein kinase activity. Gene Ontology annotation, biological process: signal transduction; protein phosphorylation. The transcript has 10 exons. NCBI's taxonomy places the organism in Eukaryota, Viridiplantae, Streptophyta, Magnoliopsida, Poales, Poaceae. The record is from RefSeq and is a predicted model, not a curated record.
AUGGUGGUACAAAUUCCUAAUCCUGUUUGGACUACAGGCUACAAGAAUGGUGUGCAGCCGUUAGUCACAAGCACAGUAAGCUCACCAGUGUCGACCAGCUCGGGGACAUUCCCAAUGGUGGUGAGCUCGGCUACCUUGUCAGCGGUGAGGUACGAUGACUGCACAAUGUGCCAGAAAAUACUGCCGCAUGCCCAUUCGGAUAACAUGAUCAAGGAUCAGGGAAAUCCUCGUGCAGUGAAUUAUCCUGAUUCUGCUCCGGUAUUUUACAGCCUCCAUCAACAGAAUGCAACCAACCAGCAUGUUCCAGGCGCAAGUGCAGCAACGCCUGCUAGUUAUAUACCAGAACCAAGAGCAGAGACUAAACCAGGGAUGGCCCAGUUUGAUCAAAAACAUUCUGCCAGGAAUCCUGCAGUGCAAGCAACACCAUCUCCUGCCGCAGGAGCGAUGGCUCAACCCACCAUGGUUACCGUACCAGUUACUUCAAACGGAGUAUUUGUCGGGCAUCCUCCAUACUCCCGUGCUGAAGAUAAUUUCACAUACCAGCAUCCGCAGCAACCCAUUUAUAUUAUGCAGCCAUCACAAGGUCUGGCGAAUGGAGUUGGUAGCAAUCCACAGAGGAUUGAUGCUACUGAAUAUAAGAAUUCAAAUCACCCAGUAGCAGACCCACUUAGAGGAUAUGCCCGUGAUAUUCCUCAAGAUUAUUCUGGACCUAUCGAUGCUCGGAUGCAAGGACUUAACUUAGGUCCCAUUGCCCCUCCAGAAUCUGUUGUGCAAGGAAACUCAGCUAUUCCCCAUGGUGCCGUUGGUGGCAGGAAAAUUGAUAAUCCACCUGCGAUUAUGGAUGGUGGUCCUGUCUACAAAUCUCAAGCUGGAGGGUAUCAUGUGGGCAUUAACAGCGCCUUUCCCAUUCCUUCUUUUAUCCCAGAGGACAAUCUUGUGAGGCAUACUGAACAACCACCUCCCCUUCUGAAUGUUGCCGCACAAAAUGUCCAUCCUGAGAUAAUCCAGCGGCCAAAUAUGUUACCCAGUGUUCCUGUCUCCAACAACCUUGGUGUAACCAUCGAACAGCCUGUUUCAAGUGAAACAUUUCUUGUGAGACCUGCUUACUCGGGUGUUCAGGUUCCUGCUGGGCCUCCUCCAGUGCAUCCCGUGGCAAUGCUGAAUCACAUGAUUUCUGAUCCCCAUACUGUUAGUAGUCAAGUUGUAUUGCAGGAUGCUGCUGGUACUGAACGUGUCGAAGCUACACGUGAACCAACUUGCACCGAAUCUCUAUUCUCAAACCAGGAUCCUUGGAAAGCACUUGGAACUGCUUCUGUAGUUCCCCCAAAACCAAACAAGUUGGCUAACGGACCUAUUGUUUCUGGAUAUCCAUAUGUGGAGGGCCAUGGUCCUGGAAUCACCAGUUCAAAUGCGGUCACACUGUUAGAAGGCAAUCUUUCACACAUUCAAGAUCCUACUUUCAAGGAUAUCUACCCAGAACCUGCUCAAAUAAGCAAAGGAUACGGAGAAGAAAGUAUCAAACGUCAGUUACAAGCUGUUGCUGAAGGCGUGGCAGCAUCUGUUCUUCAGUCAUCUUUUCCCGAGAAACCUACCAAAUCCUCUGGGGAUCACAUAGAUGCACAUGGAGCUGUAGUUGAGGUUGGUGAAGAUACGUCGAACAAAGAAUCAGACAAAACAAGUCAAGGAGUUCCAAUUCUAGAUGACAUUGAUAACCUUCAGAUAAUAAAGAACAGUGAUCUUGAAGAAUUGCGUGAACUGGGUUCUGGAACCUUUGGCACUGUUUAUCAUGGAAAAUGGAGAGGUUCUGAUGUCGCUAUAAAAAGGAUAAGCGAUCGGUGCUUUGUUGGGAAGGCUUCUGAGGAACAGCGCAUGAAAACUGAUUUCUGGAAUGAAGCUUGCAAGCUUGCAUCCUUGCACCAUCCAAAUGUCGUAGCUUUUUACGGUGUUGUUCUGGAUGGACCAGGUGGAUCUGUUGCAACCGUCACCGAGUACAUGGCUAAUGGUUCGCUUCGACAAGCAUUGCAAAGACAUGAAAAGAUAUUUGAUAGGCGUAGGCGUCUACUAAUUGUGAUGGAUGUUGCAUUUGGUAUGGAAUAUUUGCAUGGGAAGAAUAUUGUACACUUCGAUUUGAAGAGUGAUAAUCUGCUCGUCAACCUAAGAGAUGCCCAACGCCCUAUAUGCAAGGUUGGCGAUUUGGGCUUAUCAAAGGUUAAAUGCCAGACAUUAAUCUCUGGUGGAGUGAGAGGAACACUUCCUUGGAUGGCACCUGAGUUGUUAAAUGGAAGCAGUAACCUUGUUUCUGAAAAGGUUGACGUUUUCUCAUUUGGAAUUGUGAUGUGGGAGCUUAUAACCGGUGAAGAGCCUUAUGCUGACUUGCAUUAUGGUGCCAUUAUUGGUGGGAUCGUGAAUAACAACCUGCGACCUCCUGUGCCUGAGUCGUGUGAUCCGCAAUGGAGAUCGCUGAUGGAGCAGUGUUGGUCGGCCGAGCCGUCGGAGAGACCUAGCUUCACAGAGGUUGUCAAGAGGUUACGGGCCAUGGCGACUUCCCCUACCAAGGCGCAACCGCAGAAAUAGACGCCCUUAGCUUUGUACAUGAAUGAAGUGAAAGAUAGAGAAGAAAGCUGUAACGCUUAGAGUGGGGUUGGUUGACUACUUCAUGUGGUGCUUUCCCAAACCCGAAAGGCAAAUGUAAAAGCAUGUACACUAGGUGUCAUGACAACAGUUGUUGAAUCUGCUUAUAUAGGUUCCCCUGCUCUA